UUUAUUUAUUUAUAUUCUAUGGUCGACAUAUGUCGUAGUCGUAGAAAAAAAGUGUCUUCAGUUCAUCAUUUCAUGACAUCAGCGCAAAAUAUAAACAAAAAGGAGCAUACAUUUCCGCACAGACUUGUGAAAAGUGAAAUUUUGUAAAAAAAAAUUAAAAUGUCAACAAUUCCUCGUCCAAAAUCACCUCGGGCUCCUAAUGCUAUAAAAAGUGGAGAAAAAGAAGAAAGUUUCUGGGAUAAACUCGGAACACUUGGCAGGAAAAAGCGCAUCAAGGAAGUUCAAGAAGUUCAAGAAGAAGGAAAAUAUGCUAUCGAUUCGCCUGGUUAUCCAAAUCAGUGCGAUAUUCCUCCAGAGGAUUAUGUUAUUCGCGAUCUAGAGCAAAGAGCUGUAAUAGAUCCACAAUCAGCAAGGGAUCCUGAGUUAAUUAAAUUACAACAAAUUUUGAUCGAUUGGAUUAAUGAUGAACUUGCUGAACAACGAAUUAUUGUUCAGCGACUUGAUGAAGAUAUGUAUGAUGGACAGGUGCUCCAUAAGCUUUGGGAAAAAUUGACAGGCAGAAAACUUGAUGUAUUGGAAGUUACCCAAUCGGAAGAAGGUCAACGCCAAAAGCUUAGUAUUGUCUUAAGAGCAGUUAAUCAUACUCUUGGUUUCCACCAUAAAGUUCCAAAAUGGUCUGUUGAAAGUGUUCACUCCAAGAAUCUUGUAGCAAUUUUACAUUUGUUGGUUGCACUAGUUCGUCAUUUUCGUGCUCCCAUUCGUUUGCCAGAAAAUAUUUUCGUUACAGUAGUUAUUGCACAGAAAAACGCUGGAGUUCUCAACGCACAAAAAUUCCAAGAACAAAUAACUUCCGAAUACGAUGAUGUUGGUAUGCGCUGCGAAAAAGAUGCUUUCGACACUCUCUUCGAUUCUGCACCUGAAAAGCUAGCUGUAGUCAAGAAAUCAUUGAUUACAUUUGUUAACAAGCACUUGGCAAAAUUGAAUUUCGAAGUCAAUGACUUAAAUACCGACUUUCGAGAUGGUGUUUAUUUGUGUUUGUUGAUGGGACUACUGGGUGGAUUUUUCGUUCCACUUUACGAAUUUCAUUUGACACCUCGCGAUGUCGAUCAAAUGGUCCACAAUGUUGGAUUCUCAUUUGAUCUUAUGCAGGAUGUUGGCUUGCCAAAACCAAAAGCUAGACCUGAAGAUGUCGUUAACAUGGAUUUGAAAUCAACUCUUCGAGUACUUUACAACUUAUUUACCAAAUUUAGGAAUGUUGCCUAAGCAUAAAGUUUUCUUUGAGAUUUAAAAAAUUUUCUAGCAAAGAACUCAAAAUAUUAAAAUCUAGGGUGGAAUUCGUAGUCGUCACUUAAGUCAUAAUUUGUUUCAGGUACAAGUUUAAGAAGAAUUUUGUGAGGUAUUGCUCAAGCAUUUACUUCCGGAUAUCUUCGGUUCGUGUUCAUAAGCGAACAAUUUGGUUUUCUUCACAUUACAAGUAGCACAAGUGGUCAAAAGCCUGCACAAACUUUCACUUUGAAAAAAUUUCGACUUGAGUGACUGCUAUGAAUUUCACCAAUAAUCGACUUCGACUAUUUUAAAUGUUUUUGUAACUUGCCCUUAUUACAGUUUUUUUUUUUUUUUUUGUGUUUAACA
Messenger RNA from Episyrphus balteatus (marmalade hoverfly), 1632 nucleotides. It is a transcript of the gene parvin, whose product is annotated as beta-parvin. Gene Ontology annotation, cellular component: cytoplasm; focal adhesion; actin cytoskeleton. Gene Ontology annotation, biological process: cell projection assembly; actin cytoskeleton organization; establishment or maintenance of cell polarity. Gene Ontology annotation, molecular function: actin binding. The record is from RefSeq and is a predicted model, not a curated record. The transcript is spliced from 7 exons. NCBI's taxonomy places the organism in Eukaryota, Metazoa, Arthropoda, Insecta, Diptera, Syrphidae. The coding region runs from base 160 to 1263 and encodes 367 amino acids.